CAAAUCUAACGGUAGCAAUGCAGGUUAGUAUCCAGGAACAAUGUGAUAAAAAAAAAAUACGAGUAUCUGUCGUGUGAGCUAAUUAUUCAUUUUUCCUGUCCCCAGAUGUGAAUUUGGCUGAUGAUGAUUCUGAGGAUAUGACGGUGGCAAUGAAGCUUGUUGCCGUGCCCAAAACAACAGCCGUGACGGCAACGCCAAUCUCGAUGAAAACAUCAAAGAUGCAACGUGAUUAUGACCAAGCAAUCAUACAUGCGUGUCAAUCCAUGGAUGCGACCGAAGAAGAAAGGACCGAAGAUAAAUGGAUCAUUGAAAGAAUACCCUUGGAACCAUUUGCUCUCAUUAGCCGUGAUGAUGACGGAAAUGAAGUGGAAUACGAUGCGUUCAGCCACCAUAAAAACAUCAAAAGCAUGAGCAACCGCACAUUCGACUGCAGACCGAUCAUCCCAUCAAAGCGACAAUUGGACACCAAUGCGAUUGAACCAAGUAUCUGCAACGGCUUGGCAUCUCUGAUCUACAAGUCACCACAUGGACGGCUGCUCGCAAGCCGUGAAUAUUUCGAAUUGGACGAUACUACAGAGCUAUUGCUCAAUAAGGAUUGGCUGCAUGAACCAUAAGUCAAAUUUGACUGUGCUCAGGUACUGGCAGGUACAGUUCUGAUGAACGUCAGCAACGGCGAAGCUAUUCUUGUGAAUACGGUGGAAAUGUAUGGAGGAACAAAAUCAGCCGAUAUCCAUUGCAAACUGCCAUUUUCAUCAAACAUGUCGAUCUUCACAACUAAACCAACGUGCGCCAACAUUUGGCCACACAUUCGAAGUACAGGGGUCGGUUCCAAACUUGUACUGCAUUAAUUACAUCCAUUAUACGUCUGGACCAAAGCGAGGAACCAAAAGUGAGGCCGUCAUCGUGUCAUUUUGCUACGUCACCACAGCAUACGAAAAUAUUCAUCGAUCAGGUCAGUUGGACAAAGGUAAAAAAGAUCGAAUCAAAUGCGUCAACACGAUCUAUCGAUCCGUUCAGUUUGAUUGCCCAGGCGAGGCUGUGAUAUUUAUCUGUUAAUAAGUACUUAUAU
This is a messenger RNA of Rhizopus microsporus ATCC 52813, 1069 nucleotides long. RefSeq lists its product as uncharacterized. The record is from RefSeq and is a predicted model, not a curated record. The transcript has a single exon. NCBI's taxonomy places the organism in Eukaryota, Fungi, Mucoromycota, Mucoromycetes, Mucorales, Rhizopodaceae. Bases 138 to 614 code for a protein of 158 amino acids.